AUGCCUUUGAAUGAUAAGGUGUUGUUUGUUUCGAAGAUCUUUCGACCAGCCAUCUCAAGGCCAUGGAAGUCCGGCAGCAGCAUUGAUCUGGUUUGCAAGAGUCAGAAGCUGCUGUUGGACAAGGGGCUGAUCAAAUACGCGGCUGGUCGUGGCUUGUUCCACAUUCUUCCGGUACUGCAUCGAUCGUUUGAGAAGUUAGUCGUCAUCGUCGACGCAGAAAUGAAGGCGAUUGGUGGCAAUCGCCUGUCAAUGCCCCUUCUUUGCGAUCGCUUCUUGUGGGACAAGACUUCCCGAUGGACCCUGUUCGGCGAGGAGCUGUUCAAAUUGAGAGACCGGAAGGACGCUGAGCUAUGCCUGUGUCCCACGCAUGAAGAGCUUGUGACGCAGCUGGUGGCGCAGAACGGUCCAUUGGCCCUUAGGCAACUGCCUCUGCUAUUGUACCAGUUUGGCUGGAAGUUCCGCGACGAGGCGAACCCUCGGUUCGGCAUGCUGCGCUCCAGGGAGUUUUUCAUGAAGGACAUGUACAGCUUCGACCACUCUGCCGAAGCGUGCCUGGAGAGCUACCGAGCGGUCAGCGACGCUUACAGCCGUAUCUUCAAACGUAUGCCCGUCCCGGUACACGUCGUGGACGCUGAGGUUGGCAUGAUGGGCGGUGACCUCAGUCACGAAUACCACCUGAUUUGCACCGGCGGUCAGGACUGCAUCGACGUCUGCCAGAGCUGCGGUUCCGCAUUUCUCCAUGACGCUGGUCACAACGAAACAGGGUCCAAAGCUGAACCUAGCCUUUCCACUGAACCGGAUGGCAAAAAGUGUCCCCACUGUGGCGACAGAGGUCUUAGAUCGUUCGAAUGUUCUGAGAUCGCACACACGUUUGUCUUGGGUAAAAAGUACUCAGAGGCACUGAAUGCUCAUUUCCUGUGUGACGAUGGCCAGCGCAAGCCGCUUCACAUGGGUUGUUACGGCAUUGGAGUGUCUCGUCUGUUGGCGGUGUCCGUCGAUCUGUUGUCGACCGACAGCGCGUUGAGGUGGCCGAAGAUGAUCGUGCCAUUUAAAGUGUGCGUAAUACCACCAAAAAGAUUCAGCAAGGAGUCGUCAGCGACAGCCAUCGCUGAACAUAUUGCCACUUGCCUCGCCGAUUUGCCGAAUUUGCGCGAUGAAGUGCUCUUCGACGACCGUACCGAUCUGACCGUUGGGAGACGUCUGGCUGACGCCAAGAAUCUUGGCUGGUUGUACGCAAUCGUCGUUAACAAAACGUUCUUCCAAAAGCCGGUUCCCAGGUUCGAGCUGGUAGACAUUUACGAGGACACUUGUGAGGAAGUUACUCACUGUGAGCUGUUCCACCGAUUGAGGAACAUUUAG
This is a messenger RNA of Soboliphyme baturini, 1359 nucleotides long. Lineage: Eukaryota; Metazoa; Nematoda; Enoplea; Dioctophymatida; Soboliphymatidae. The record is from the annotation of a GenBank genome assembly.